CACAGUGCUAACUUUUUCUACCAAUUUGCAACUCCAGAGCUCAGAAGAGAUGGGUUUCUUCAGCGAGUACGGGGACGCCAGCAGGUACAAGAUCCAGGAGAUUAUCGGCAAAGGGAGCUACGGGGUGGUAUGCUCGGCCAUCGACCAGCACACCGGCGACAAGGUGGCCAUCAAGAAGAUAUCCAACAUCUUCGAGCACCUGUUGGACGCCGCCAGGAUCCUCCACGAGAUCAAGCUUUUCCGGCUCCUCAGGCACCCCGACAUCGUCCAGAUCAAGCACAUCAUGCUGCCUCCGUCCAGGAGGGACUUCAACGAUAUCUAUGUGGUUUUCGAGCUCAUGGAUACGGACCUCCACCAGGUCAUUCAAGGCUAAUGAUGACUUGACAAAGGAGCACUACCAGUUCUUUAUCUAUCAGAUCCUUCGUGCCUUGAAAUAUAUCU
Messenger RNA from Lolium perenne, 441 nucleotides. NCBI's taxonomy places the organism in Eukaryota, Viridiplantae, Streptophyta, Magnoliopsida, Poales, Poaceae. The record is from RefSeq and is a predicted model, not a curated record.